AUGGCGGAACUUACCCGCGAGCAAGCUCGACAAAUUGUGGAUGAGAUUGGCCAAAGGAAUGGUAUCAUCACUGACGAAGAUCGAGCCGCAACGCCCCCUGCUGUUAUAAAAGCGCUACAGAGUGUUCGAAAUCAACUUGGAAGGCUUCGGCACCCUUGGACGCCAUGCGACACACCGGAUGUUAGAAGGCAUGUUGUGUUCCAAUUGAUCUCCAGCGCCCGCUCGUUGCACUACAAUUGGGCAAAGAAGCAAGGAAAAGAACCCUAUUUCUCCUUGGAUGUAUCUGCAGACCGUAUGGUUAUCGACACCAAUGAUGAUGGGUGCUUGAAAAGUGACAUCCUGCAACUUUCCGAGGGCUGUUCUGCUUUCCUUCCCAAUGCCCGAACCAACAACCUGUAUGAUACGGUUCUUCUAUAUACUUCUAGAAUUGCGAGGGAAAUCCAUGUACAGUCAGGUCCGUUUUCCUUCGUCCUUGGGCCUCGAAGUCCCGGUGACAGGCUUGGGUUUACAACCCCGGUAAACAAAGACCCGGCAUCCUUGCCUGAAAAAGUGCGCACCAGGAUAAUUUUGUACCCUGCUCUGCCGGGGGGGUUUAAUAAAUUGGUGCAUGAGUUUAAGGAUAUUGCAAACGGCGGUUUCGUGCUGCUCAAUCCUGAUGACACUUGCCGACCUAUGUGCAAGAAAUUUGUUUUAGUUGCCCGUCUGGACAGCUUCCAGACAACAAGCCUAACAUACGAAGUCCAAGUGCGAGACGGUAUCCUGGAGGUCACCAAAACAUAUCCGGGUCUAUUUACAUCCUCUUUACAAUCAUCUACGGAGCGUUUCCUUCUAUACAGGCCAGUCAUUCCGUCGACGUCGUUUGAGCAGAUGGCACUAUUGUUUCCUAUCGAUCAAGCCUCAAGGCCCAUUAUACGAUCUCGGAAGGCCUACCAUAUUGUUGGUUCGUUCGCUUUCCCUAUUAGGAAAGUGGGAUUGAGUUUCAUUGUUUGCGCGACUGUGUCGAAAUUCGAGCCGGUGAGCGAUGCCGACAUCGAGACUUCUACCUUAUUACAAGAUUGUGUCCUUAAUUCCUUCUGUGCUGCCGUUUCCGUUUGUCAAAAUCACUCCAUGCGUUUCCGAUGGGUCCAGUACAUUCCCAAACCGAGCACUGUCUCACCAGCCUGGCGUGAAACAGUGGAAAAGGUAAUUGAAAACCUCCGAGGGGCCGCUGUUUGUCAGAGUCACAAGGGUGUUCGAAAACGCUUGUCUUCACUUCGGUACUUGUCACCGGAGCAUUAUGGAGUAGAUAACGAGCCCUUGUUCGGAGCUUCGGGUGACGAACAUUACCUUUCUACCAAAUACAGUGCCUACCUUGAUCUUUUGAAGCCUCUAGGUCUCCAAGAAGUCUCGGACCACGAAGUCCUGGAAAGGCUCAAACCGAUCCUGACAAAGCCUUUGCGAGUGCUGCUAAGUUCCGAUUCACAAAAGGAACGGAUAUCGCGUAUCCUACGACUGCUAAUAGUGUGGCUCAAGAGGGAUCCCAAUAACGCUUUGGCAACUGAGAUCAGGAAUUUCCCAGUUAUUGAGUUGAGCAACGGAUCUUUCAUUCGAGGAAACGACCUAAAUUCGAUAAAUUUGGCUUCUGCAAAGGGUGCUGUCUACUUUUCGACAGACACCAACGGCAAUGACAUUCCGAAAUGUCUUGAUAUUUUGACUGUUUCAGAGGAAGCAGUUAGGGACAACGACCAAAAAGAACUCUUCCGUCUCCUUGGGGUUCGACGCGCAUCUCCUGAACUGGUCAUGCAGCUGAUCAGCCACCACAACCAUGCCAUCUCCCUUGGGCUGACGACCGCUCGGGAUCCUAUAGCCGAGGCUAUGUACAUUCUAUGCUACGUCUACCACAGCUGCGCCAAAGACGAUCGCCUGGAGCCGCCUUGCCUGAUGCUUUUUGAUGAGCACUGUAUGAGGAGACCGGUAUGCAGGACCUCUUGCCCUAGAUACUUCCCCUUCGAUGUAUAUCUCCGAACAGAUGGUGCCUACGGCACGGAAGCUAUUGCAGAAAGACUGGACUCGGGCUCUCUAAUCGGCCCUCGCCUUCUUGUGUCGCACCCUGCCUUUCUUGAUCCAAAUCACAUAAGCAAAACGCACAUUGCCAAUGAUACGUGGAGAAUAUGGCUGGAACAGCAAGGGAUAAUACGGCGAGUUCCCCGGUUAACACAGACGAACAACCGUAAAGAGUUCUCUGAUCUAUUCAAUGCAAUAAUAUCCCACCAUCCAGACCUUCUUAUAGGUAUCUUGGGAAGGUACUGGGACACAUACGAAACAGAGGUAAAAGAAGAACCGCUCAUUGCAUCCGCUAUCAGGGGAGCGAAAGUCCCAACGUUAAACGGACUGGCGAGGCUGGAUGAAUGCUACUUUCCUAUCCCAGAGAUUUGUAGCUUGGUUGAGGCCAUGUCCACCACAUUGAACAUCAACUUUCUCAAACUACCGGAGCCCUGGGGCCCGGAGAGUGAGCAGGAAUGGGGAUUUCUCCGAGAGCUCGGUGUGUCCGGUGGUGGAGCGGCGGCUUUUAUUAAGGUCAUUAAGGAUCGCUUGUUAUCCACCAUGACACUGGAGGACGCCAAACCGCAUUUUUUCGAAUUAUACAGAUGGAUAUCUGAGAGAUCAUUCGACGACUUGUGGGAAUUUUUCGACGAUGAGAAGACCGUCUAUAUUCCGGAUAGCGGUGACGGUGCGAAGUUAGUGCGUCUCGACCAAUGCGUUUGGCAUGGCCCCUCGUGGUUGCGGACUGCGUACGCUCUUGCGUUGCAUGAGGAAUAUGCGAGCGACUGGAAAAUACGGCGCCUAUUUUCAGACACACUUACUGUGCAGGAUGCGGACUGGGGAACCUAUAUGACAGAAUUGAUGCACUUACAGGACGUUGGAGUAGGCUUGAUAGAAGAGACGCGAAGGGUAUACCAGGCUAUCACAGAGGAUAUACGAAAUGAGGAGAAUUCUUUGGACAGUCUGCGGAGUCAGUUCAAGCGAUACAAGAUGAUAUAUGUACCCGGCUCAAAGCAGUGGUAUGCACCUCAACAAUGCAUCUGGGCAUCAUUUUCAAUCGGGGGUAAAAUGGGCAUAAGAAAUGUCUAUCCAGCUAUGGAGAGCUUUUUUGUCGAGGAGCUCCAGGUCCAGCGACCUUCCAUACGUUGUUAUAUCAGCCGGAUUCAGCAUCUUUGCAAAGAUAAAGGAAAUGUCAUUGAGGUUAUUGAGGCUCUGUGCCAUAUCAACAACCUCGGACCAACCGAGUCUGACUUGGAUUGUCUCAAGCUUAUCAAUUUCCUGCCCAUCGAGAGCCCCGAGGAAGAGUUUUAUUGGGGAUCUGUCGCAUCCGAUUUCUUCAUCAUUGAUAGGGACGGUUGGCCCAUGCUAUUCUAUGGAGAGGUGCCGACGGUGCAGUUUCGCCUGGAAGAAGUCCGUGAAUUAGCUCCACUCCUAAAAUCUCUGGGGCUAGAAAACCGCUUCAUCUCCGUUUGCGCAGUGAGGAAAACCAGCGUCUCAGAGAUACCUUUGCAAACCUCACCGCAACUUACGACUGACUUCCGUCAAAGAUCAUUGGGUUUGUCUAGAUGCAUCUCUCACUACCGCGGCGCAAGUGUACGUGUUGCUCGCGAAAUAUACGACCUUUUUCGGAAGGCCUUAGUAUUUGAAACUGAGCAUAUCGUCGGAGAAUGUACCUUGACUUCGCUGUCUGGCUCCAGCACAAGCAAGGAAACAUACAGCAGACUACACAUGGAAUAUCUCAACGGCAAAUUGAGCAUCUUCGUUCCUCGUGAAGCAAAUGAAAGACUGAUAUGCUACGCGACGCAACUGCCGGAGUCAUUGAUGACCUCGCUGGAGAUCAAACAUCCCGCUGCCUAUGGGAUAUUCGCCACAGUUCUUCAGGUACCAGUGGAGAUCGUGGACGGUAUAUUAGAGACUCAUGGUAUUCCCGAACUAUCCGAUCUGGACCCUGUCAGCCCGGUGAUUAUCGAGGAUUCGGAAUCUGUCUACGAGGAUGCGCUAGAGGACGUUUUCGUACCGAAGGCUUCGAUUGCUUGGGGUGGCAAGGAUCAAUUGCUAGGAUCUGGACAGUCGGAACUUCAGCUGGUUCUACGAUCAAAGGACACGGCCAUCACGAAGUAUCGCAAACUUUCUCACAAACACGAAACGACGGUCAAGGAACAUGCGAACGGACGAAAGACGUAG
This is a messenger RNA of Aspergillus lentulus, 4206 nucleotides long. Lineage: Eukaryota; Fungi; Ascomycota; Eurotiomycetes; Eurotiales; Aspergillaceae. The record is from RefSeq and is a predicted model, not a curated record.